AAGCGUGUAAGGUGGUGACAUCGUGACAACAAGUCAAAAUUCUUGAAAUCGAAAAUGGCUGACUCUGGACCCAGUAAAAGCGAUAUUGAAGCGGUAUUUCAAAGAUUGCGUUCCAUUCCCUCGAAUAAAGUAUGCUUCGACUGCAAUGCGAAGAAUCCUACGUGGUCAUCAGUGACAUACGGGGUCUUCAUCUGCUUGGACUGCUCGGCGGUUCACCGCAGCCUCGGUGUGCACCUUACGUUUGUUCGCUCCACACAGCUUGACACUAAUUGGACAUGGAAACAGUUGAGGAAUAUGCAGCUUGGCGGCAAUGUCAACGCGACACAGUUCUUCCGUUCACAUGGACUAGUAACAGAGGAUGCAAGACAAAAGUAUAACUCUCGUGUGGCGCAAUUGUACCGAGACAAACUAAGUUCCCUGUCUGAGCAAGCUAUGAAGACUUACGGGACAAAGUUACACCUGGAUCCAGCACCCACGGAGACAAAGGACAGUAAGGAGAAAGAGGUAGACUGGUUUGCAGAGCAUGGAGAGCUGUCUGACACUAACGCUAAUGAUAUUGCACCACAGGAUUUGACACGUAUGAGCGGCGCGCUAAGUUCCGCGGCGCGCCUGUGGGGCGCCGACGCGCCGCACGCCAACUCGCAGUCGGCCGCCGCCGCUCGGCGACCCGCUCUGGGCGCGCGUAAAGGAGGCCUCGGCGCGACCAAAGUGGCCGCCAACUUCGACGAUAUCGAACGAGAGGCGAUCAUGGCCGAGAAGCUCAAAAUGGAGGCGUCGUCGUCCGACCGGGGGGCAGACCGGUCAACGACGCUGGCGAGCGUGGAGGCGGAGGUGGCGUCGCUGCGCCUGGCCUACCGCGAGCCGCGCGACCGCAGCGAGCGCCUCGGCAUCGCCGGCGCCAGCCGCGCGCGCCCGCUCGGCGUGUCGCACUCGGCCGCCGGCGACAUGACGGAUAUCGCGCAAGAGGACGCGCCCGCGCCGCCCGCGCACGCCGACGACCUCGACGACUUUAACAACGUCUUCGUGAUGAUAAGAAAUGAACCAUACAGCAGUAACCGAGGCCUGGACUCGUUGCUGAACGAGGCUCCCAGCAGGAAGGUAGAUAACGACUCGUGGGAGAGCAUCGAGCCCGAGCCGACGCGCGCCGUCCGUAGCAUGUUCUCGGACGAGCCCGCGCCCGCUCCCGCCUCGGCACCCGCCCGCAGUCGGCCUUCGCGGAAACAGGAGCCCGAAGACGACUCGGCGGUCAAGAAGUUCGGAUCCGCCAAGUCAAUCAGUUCGGCGCAGUUCUUUGGAGAGCAGGAUCAGCGCUGGGGCGGCUCCCGGGACGGCAAUCUGUCCCGCUUCGAGGGCAGCAGCAGCAUCUCGUCGGCGGAGCUGUUCGGCGACGCGCAGGCCGCGCGCGCGCCCUUCGCCGUGUCCGCGCCCGACCUGGACGAGGUGCGCGAGUCGGUGCGCGCGGGCGUGACGCGCGUGGCGGGGCGGCUGUCGUCGCUGGCCAACGGCGUCGUGUCGUCCAUACAGGAGCGCUACGGAUACUGAGUGUUGUCAGCGUACAAAUAUUACAAAUGGAUAUAUUUAUGUGAUUUUCCAAAUACCGAGAGAUCGCCGUCUCGUUACUUUACUUUCGAUGACGAAGAAUUAAUUAAACUUUCUUUACGUUUUGAUUAAUCCGAUGGGUCAAUUUUACUGCAUAUUAGUUAACAAAGCGUGAUUGACGAUCUCCUAUAUAUAAAAAUUUUAUGUCAUUUAUACUUAAUUGCAGGUAUAAUUUUGUAUAUUGACUUCUAUACAAAUCUUAAAAUCAUUACGGUCUUUUAUACGUCAAACAAUCUGAUAAAAUGUUAAUAAUGCCUUAAGCGGUAAUAAAACUAUUAUAUGAAUAUAUAAGAGAGAUGAACAAUAAAUAAUAGUUUAUUUAAAUUUGUUAGUGGAUAGGUCAGGAGUUGUACAUAAUGUAUAUAAACGUGUCUAACACAACUGACAGCCUCCUAGUAGCGAUUGUACAGUCUUUGUAUUCAGCACAGAAAAUAUACAAAGUUCCACACAAUGUACGCCGUCGUAUUAAUACUACCUACUACACUUCGUUUAAAUAUAUACAAAUGAUGGCUUUGUUUCGUUUAGUAUACUUAAUUAUUGAAAAGUAGACACUGGUACAGACUUGUAUUCUCUUUACCUUUGGCAUUUUACAAACAAUCAUAUAUCAUAUAUCUCUAAAGUCGAGCGGCGAUGUUACUUGACGGUCCGGUAGGCAGCAUGUGUGUACGUGAACGUUGACCGCAGUAGUCUCGCGGAUGUGCGUCGCCAGAAUAUGAUAUAUUUGAAUGUACGAUGAGGUCAGUAAUAGUAAAUUUCGUAACGAAAUUCGCCUGUGACUGCUUGCAUUCCUUUUCUUUAUUGGUAUUCUUAUUAGUGGCGCACAAUUGCCCGUUUCACUAAGUCGCAUUUAACAUUGUAUUCUGUCAUUUUAUAACCUGUAGGUCUACGAUGGAUAAUUGUUAUUAUUAGAUAUAUUUAAUUUAGGCUUAAAUACACUUCCAUAUUAGUCCUACGACAAUUUAUAUAAAUACAGACAAUAAAUUCAUCUGUAUAUAUACGACCUUGUAUCGACAAUUGUAGCGAAUUAAAAUAUAAAAUUUUAUAAAAAUAUGUUCAAACAAUAAAAACUUACAUUAAUUAAAGCGCGUUUAUAUUUGUUUAAUUAACUCCGUGUCGACAUUAUCAAAAGAUAAUUAAGACAUUAUGUCGUCUAAAAAACGGAACUCUAGGCACGGGAUCACUUCAGUUACUGGUAAUUAGCCUCGACGCAGUUUUCAAUUCUGUUUUACUAUGUUGUAGCGUAAUAUAAGUAUUUUAUAAAUAUAUAUAAGUAUUAUAUAUAUAAGAUACGAAAAGAUAUAUAGUAUAGUAGUGUAUAGACAUAGACGUUUUAGAAUUUAUAGUAAAUGACAAACCUUAGUAUUCAUGAUUUCGUGUAACCGAAUUGUAGUUACUUGUAUAUUGCAACAUAUUACCACUUCUUUUUAAGAAUCACUCUCUUCUGCUUCAUUAAGUUUUCACCCACACACUAACACUACACUUCACUUCAAGUUAUAAGAUCUCUGAGCUGAUCUAUUUUCAUAUUUUUUAAUAAAAGUUUCGAAAGGGGAGUAAAGUUUUUUGGCAUUUGAUUUAGUAAUUAUUCAAGUUUUCGUAUGGAAGACACAGUUUUUAUUAGAUUGUAAUAAUUAUUAUUAAUAAAUAAAAAAAUAUAUUUGCAUUAA
This is a messenger RNA of Nymphalis io (European peacock), 3263 nucleotides long. It is a transcript of the gene ArfGAP3, whose product is annotated as ADP-ribosylation factor GTPase-activating protein 3. The transcript is spliced from 10 exons. The record is from RefSeq and is a predicted model, not a curated record. NCBI's taxonomy places the organism in Eukaryota, Metazoa, Arthropoda, Insecta, Lepidoptera, Nymphalidae. Gene Ontology annotation, molecular function: GTPase activator activity. Gene Ontology annotation, biological process: COPI coating of Golgi vesicle. Bases 55 to 1542 code for a protein of 495 amino acids.